AAUUGGGAGUUUCGACGGUUAUUACACCUGUUAGACGAUCGGCUCGAGUCCGCAAGAGAUAUGAAGAAGUAGAAAACGACGGUGAACGUCAAAUCGCCAAGCUUCUCGAGGAUAACGGUUAUGCCUACGUUCCUAAUCCUGCAUUACCGCCAUCCAAAAAAGCAAAUCGAAAAACUGAUGAUGAAUAA
Molecule: messenger RNA, 188 nt
Organism: Paraglomus occultum
Lineage: Eukaryota; Fungi; Glomeromycota; Glomeromycetes; Paraglomerales; Paraglomeraceae
Source: the annotation of a GenBank genome assembly